UCAGUACCAGCGAAUCACUAAUUUUUUCAGCUCUGCUUUGGACCGACCUGAGUCAGCCCUGUUCUUUCCUCUGUUGCAAAACUCCGUGGAAACAAUUCGCGCCUGCCUACAUUACCUCGACCGACUGCUCCUUCCUUCCACGUACUUCUGAAUCACCACUUUUGCCUUACACCUUUCCCACACCCACCCACCAACUCACUCACUUUUCUCCCCUCCACUCACCACUCACCAGUCUCUACUCUUUUUCUUUUUCUUCCAUCGCACACUUUCUUCACAUUUCACUCUCUAAACUUCUUUUUCUGAUCGCUCGAUACUGAUCACUCAAUACCCUCAUUCUUUCCUUUCAACUUCACACAAAUCGUCACGAUGCGCUUCACCUCCGUCAUCGUUACUGCUGCGGCUGCUUCUGCGGCGGUCAGUGGCCGCCAGGACGCUCCCGCCGCUCCGGCUAAGGUCGUCAUUGGUUCUACCUGGAUGAUCGCCGUCGCCGAGUACGAUGGCAAGUCGUUCAAGGUCGUGAAGAGCGACAACCAGACCAGCACCAACCCCAGCUGGAUGGCCUUCAAGGAGCCCAACCUUCUCUACGCCGUUGACGAGAACAGCAAUAACCUUCGCCUGUUCAACCUCGAUACCACUACCAAUGAGCUCAAGGUCGCCGUUGAGUCCACUGAGGGCGGCGCUGGAGUUGUCUCCAUCGACUUCAACAAGGACAAGACUCGCCUCGUUGGCGCUUCCUACACCAAUGGCACUGUUGACGUCUGGGAUAUCUCUGACGCCAGCGCUCUCAAGCACAUGAAGAGCCUCACCCUCGGUGGCGAGCUUGGUCCCAACAAGCUGCGUCAGGAUAAGUCUUACGCUCACCAGGCUAUUCUCGAUCCCUCUGGCCGCUACUUCGCCAUCUGCGACCUCGGCACUGACUCCAUCUCCAUCAUCGACUCCCAGGAUGACAAGUACGAGAUUAUCUCUCGCAACAGCGUCUCUAGAGCUGGUUGUGGCCCUCGCCACGGCGCCUGGUACCCUCAGAACGGAGGCGCGCCUACCGCCUUCGUUGUCGCCUGUGAGAUCAGCAACACCCUCGAGGUCUUUUCCGUCUCUACCAACAACGGCUCUUCCCUCUCCCUUACUCAUACCUCGGAGCUGAGCACCUACGGCGCUGCAUUCCCUCCCGCCAACGCCACCUCGGCUGCCGCUGGCGAGAUCAUCAUCUCGAGUGAUGGCAAGCACGCCUACGUCUCCAACCGCAUCAGCGGCAACGCAACCGACUCUAUCUCCCACUUCAAGAUCACUCAGCAGGCGGCCCCCGGCGGUUCCAAGUGUAAGCCCAAGGCCGGUGGCAUCACCCUCGAGUUUGUCGAUCAAAUCUCCUCUGGUGGCGUGCACCCGCGCAUGUUCAGCUUCUCCAAGGAUCAAAAGACGCUCUUCUCCACCAACAUGGCGGGCGAAUCCGGUGCGGUGGCGUUCAGCCGUGCCGAGGACACCGGCAUCCUGACUGCUAUGCCCAUCGCGUCCAUUCCUGUCCCGAACUUCGUGGUGGGCACUCAGGUCGGUACUCCCGUGUUUAUCCAGCAGAUCGUCUAAGAUCUCGAUGGCGUGGCGUGUGCCUCAUCACCGUCUUUCUAUGUGUAUCAAUGGAAUGGUUCCCUUUGGCAGGUUUUCUACGGCAUUAGCUUUGGCGUUACAAGGCCCGGCGUUGGAGAGCGGCAACCAUGAGUUGGCUGGUACAGACAUGAAACCGCUUGAUUUGAGUUUUUUUUUUUUUUUUCGCUGCAUUAGAUACCAAAGUCAUUGGGGUUAGUGACAUCGUUCUUCAAAAGUCUCAACAAUACAGAACUUUCAUCUGAGAA
Colletotrichum phormii is the source of this 1844-nucleotide messenger RNA. Its product is annotated as Lactonase, 7-bladed beta-propeller-domain-containing protein. Gene Ontology annotation, molecular function: 6-phosphogluconolactonase activity; protein binding. The record is from RefSeq and is a predicted model, not a curated record. The transcript is spliced from 3 exons. Lineage: Eukaryota; Fungi; Ascomycota; Sordariomycetes; Glomerellales; Glomerellaceae. The coding region runs from base 367 to 1578 and encodes 403 amino acids.